AGGCAGUAUUCCUCAAAAGGCCAGGGUUUAAGUCCAGUGAAAUACAAAGGAAUGCAAGAGGCCAUGCUUGGCAAAGGCCGGCUUGGCUCUCGUAGCCAAUCCCUGCGCUCGGUGGACAGCCGUAAACGAGAGGACUCUGAUAAGACCCGCAGCGGACAGCAGUCUUCCCAAACAGUGGAUUCUCCGUCGGGUGAGGAGUGGUCUGCGUGGAGCGUGUGUUCGGCCACGUGUGGUGAGGGCUGGCAGAGCCGCACACGCUUCUGCGUCUCCGUGUCGUACAGCACGCAGUGCAGUGGGCCACUGCGCGAACAGAGACCCUGCAAUAACACUGCUGUGUGUCCAGAACAUGGGGCGUGGGGCGAGUGGACUCCAUGGAGCUUGUGUUCAUCAACAUGCGGCCGUGGCUACAGGGAACGCAACCGCUCCUGCAAGCCACCCCAGUUUGGAGGAAACCCCUGUGAUGGUCCUGAGAAACAGACAAAAUUCUGCAACAUCGCUGUAUGCCCAGUGGAUGGCGUGUGGAACGAGUGGUCCAGUUGGAGUUCCUGUUCUUCAACAUGUUCGAAUGGAACAAUGCAGCGCACUCGGGAGUGUAAUGGGCCCUCGUAUGGAGGCCUAGAGUGUCAGGGCGAGUGGCAUGAGACACGGGACUGCUUCCUCAGAGAGUGUCCUGUGGAUGGCCAAUGGCAACUUUGGAGCACUUGGUCUGGUUGCACCAAAACAUGUGGUGGAGGAAGUCAGCAGAGGCAGAGGGUGUGUUAUGGUCCCUUUUUUGGAGGAGAGCAAUGCCCGGGGGAGCGAGAGGAAGUAAGACGUUGCAAUGAGAAGCGAUGUCCAGAGCCACAUGAAAUCUGUGAUGAGGAGAAUUUCUCUAACGUAGUGUGGAAGAAAACACCUGCAGGGGACACAGCGGCUGUCCGCUGCCCACCAAAUGCCGUAGGAUUAAUUCUACGGCGAUGUUCAUUAGACAGUGAGGGUAUCGCAUACUGGGAGAAUCCAACAUAUAUGAAGUGCGUCUCAAAUGAUUACAGAAGUAUCCAAACACUUACCAGAGAUCACUUGUCCAAGGCUCAGCGAGGGCUUGUUGGAGAUGGUGUUUCUGAAGUGAUGACAAAGCUGAGAGUGACGUCAAGUGAUGGAACGAGCUACAGCGGAGAUCUUCUGGCUAUCAUAGAUGUGCUAAAAAACAUGACAGAGAUAUUUAGGAGGUCCUACUACAGCCCCAGUAAUGCAGACAUGAGGAAUUUUGUGCAGUCUGUGAGUAACUUACUGAUGGAGGAAAACAGGGACAGGUGGGAGGAAGCACAACUGCUGGGACCCAAUGUUAAGGAACUUUUUCGUCUAGUAGAGGACUUCGUGGACGUCAUCAGCCUUCGCAUGAAGGACUUCCAGGAUACUUAUGAGGUCACGGACAAUCUAGUGUUGAGCAUUCACAAGCGGCCCGUGGCUGGAAAUGCAGAUAUCACUUUCCCCAUGAAGGGCUGGAGGGGGAUGGUGGACUGGGCUCGCAGCUCUGAGGACAAAGUCAGAGUGGCCAAAAACAUCCUGCUCACUGGAAAACCAGAAGAAGAUGACGCUUCAGCUUUUGUGACUGGGAUCGUCCUGUACAGAAACUUAGGCAGUAUUCUCUCGCUACAGAGAAAUAGCACAGUGCUGAACUCCAAGGUGAUCUCUGUGACAAUCAAGCCCACUCCCAGCUCUCUCUCGAGUCCACUGGAGAUUGAGUUCUCACACCUUUACAAUGGAACCACAAACCAAACCUGCAUUUCCUGGGAUGAAAACGACAGCUCGUCGUUGCUGGGCUCCUGGUCUGCGCGAGGCUGUAAAGCCGUGCCAGUCGACUCCAGCACAACCAAAUGCUUGUGUGACAGACUCUCCACCUUCGCCAUUUUAGCACGCCUCAAUCCCGAUGUGAACAUGGAUAAGACCCAGCUUCCAUCUGUGACUCUGAUCGUGGGCUGCGGGGUCUCGUCCCUCACCCUGCUCCUCCUCAUCAUCAUCUAUGUUUCUGUUUGGAGGUACAUCCGCUCAGAGCGCUCUGUCAUCCUCAUCAACUUCUGUUUGUCCAUCAUCUCCUCCAAUGCGCUCAUACUCAUUGGCCAAACUCAGACACGGAACAAGGUUGUUUGUACUCUUGUGGCUGCGUUUCUGCACUUUUUCUUCCUGUCCUCUUUCUGUUGGGUUCUCACGGAGGCAUGGCAGUCGUACAUGGCUGUGACUGGCCGUCUUAGAAACCGUAUCAUACGCAAGCGUUUCCUUUGCCUUGGUUGGGGUUUACCUGCUCUCGUUGUAGCAAUUUCUGUUGGAUUCACCAAGGCAAAGGGAUAUGGCACUGUUAACUAUUGCUGGCUGUCUCUGGAAGGAGGGCUGUUGUACGCAUUUGUGGGACCAGCUGCUGCUGUCGUCCUGGUUAACAUGGUUAUCGGGAUUCUGGUUUUUAACAAACUGGUGUCCAAAGAUGGCAUUACUGAUAUGAAACUCAAGGAGAGGGCCGGUCAGAUGACAGUGCCACUGUACAAUAUGACGCUCAAAUGUGCCAAGUGCGGAGUUAUCUCGUCGGCUGACGUUUCCACCACAGCUACCAGUAACGCCAUGGCGUCGCUGUGGAGCUCCUGCGUUGUACUGCCAUUGCUGGCACUCACUUGGAUGUCGGCAGUCUUGGCUAUUACUGACCGCCGCUCAGCCUUGUUUCAAAUCCUUUUUGCCGUCUUUGACUCCCUCGAGGGCUUUGUUAUCGUGAUGGUGCAUUGCAUCCUACGCAGAGAGGUUCAAGAGGCAGUAAAGUGUCGCGUUGUUGAUCGUCAAGAAGAUGGAAACGGUGACUCUGGUGGAUCCUUCCAGAAUGGUCAUGCUCAGCUGAUGACUGACUUUGAAAAGGAUGUGGACAUUGCUUGUCGAUCAGGCACCCUGAAGCGUCCCUCCCAGCAAGGCGAGGAGAAGGUUCCGUCCCAGCAGAUCACAGUACAGAAAGGCUCCAACUUCAACACCCUUCCUGCCAGCAUGGCAAAGGUCCACCUUCAAAAUGUGGCCGACUACGCCAGUCACACUCUCACCAUGCGCCGUGACAAAGGCGCCAUCGCCGGGGUCAGCACGGAGCUACCCGGUGCCAAAUCUAUUUACAUCUGUGACGGCGAGCUCUUCAAACAGCUUGACGGAGCACCGGGAGACACCGGCAUUCCUGAAGGAGGUGGUGGAGGUGCGGGUCAGGGUUACGUGCUCUUGCCUAACAACAACAACACCCUUAGGCCCACGAAGGGUGGCAAGGAAGACCCGACCGCCAAGUACAACAUCAGUAUCGAACAGUUACCCCAGACCAGGCUUAUCCACCUGGCCAAUCCUAUUGGCACUGAUCCCGUGGCAGGCUUCGGGCUGAAGAGCUUGCCCACCGACCGAGUCAGCGUUUCAUGCUCAGAGAGGGAGUCCCCGGUGCAGACUGUGCAGAAUAUCUCCAGCGAGUCCCAGAUGACAAACACGUGUGAGCAAGGGGAUUCUGGGAACUCCGGGAUGUCUAAGAGCGAGACUGUCUCCACACUGUCCAUGAGCUCUUUGGAGAAGAUCAUGCACACACGGAAGCGUCAUCAAGACAUGUUUCAGGACCUGAACCGCAAACUGCAGCAUGCAGAGAAGGACAGAGACUCUCCUCCAGUCGACUGCAAACCUGGAAAGAGAUGGAGCAUUUCAUCAGGAGGAAGCGACAAAACCAACCUUAGUGACAAGCAGCAGACCCCCAGUAAGCGGGCAUGGGAGGGCAUCAGGAAGACUCACUCUCCUCCAUCUUGGGUGCGCAAGGAGCUAGAGCCACUGCAGGCCUCACCGCUGGAGAUGCAGGCAGUGGAGUGGGAGAAGGCCAGUGCCACCAUCCCUCUAGUGGGCCAGGAGAUCAUGGACCUACAGACGGAGGUCUGAAAGACCCCAGAGCAUUCAGACCAACAGAACAAACUCAACCCACAGGGAAAAAAGAGAAGGAACCAUAUUGAAGAAAAAGUAUGCAAGAUGCUGAUAAAAAAAAGAGAGAGAGAGAGAGCGAGAAAGCAACAUGGCUGUGCAAUUUUUUGAGUUGUGUUAUUCUCUGUUUUUUGUUUUUUCGUAAUCCUGGAAUGGCCUUUUCCUUAAUGUCAAAGCGAAUCAUAACACUUUCGAAAAAUCCAGGUCUAAGCCUGUUGCAAUGCUAAUGAGCUGGCGCUAGCAGGAACUGGGCAAGUUGAAUGGUGACCCGCGAUGAGCCUUAGUGAGUGGCCUUCAAUUUCUUACACCUCUGGACACACACAAACACACACUUAUUAGUGAUCAUCAAGAGUGUUGCGGAAGAAAAUAACUGCCCAGCAGUAAUCAGUCAUCAUUCAAAAAUCCAAUUUUUGAAUAUUAUUAGUAUUAUUAUCAUCGUUGUUGAUCAGUGUGACAUACACGCGUACUCUCGGGGCGAAAGAGGAGACAUUAUCACCCCGAGCCAUUUGCAUAUGACUGUUAAUCUGUGUCCAAUGCCCUUCUGAGCCAGUGCAGCCCUCAACUGUGCUGUCCCGAGCACCGCACGACCUGCACAUCCUUCAACAGUCAGUCAAUGUCCAGUGCCAUCAGCGGGACGUACCCGGAUGGAGGCUGGUCAAAUUGGUGGGGUCAUCAGAACCGACACGCUUUCAUCCGCUUGAUGUUUUCAUCAGAAUCACUGGAGCUGAGAGACCUGAAACAAACUGCUGUAUCUCAGAAUAUGUUCAGAAAGAGAAACGGAGAUGAAUAUGAAUAUAUAAAUAUAUAUAUAUAUAUUACAAAUAGUCUUAUAUCUGAAAGCGCAGAGGGGUGUUAUUCUCUGGUUAGAUUGUGGUCGCACACACAUGCAGAGAAAGCACAAGACUCACUCCUCAGAGUCCUGUUGUACAGCAUUGUAAUUAUUUCCAGAAGAGUUCUACAAAAUGAAUUUUAGCCUAUAAAUAUCUUUCUUACUGUGCUUGGGGAAUAUUGUUACCAUUAUUAUAGACAUCAUUGAGAUUCUGAAAACCUCCCUCUCCCCAUCCCCCUUCCUCAAAUCUCAUCGGGUUACUGGACUAUCUCUGUGUUCUGUAACAUCAUGUAACGGUGUGUGUUUCGGUUUCACUGACUGUCACUCCAGAUGAUACGUUCUUGCCUGAAUUAUCCACCAUCAGAGCCCUGCCCUCCUCCUCCUCUUCUUCCUCUUCCUGUCUUUCCACACUCCCUUUUUUAAGUUCACUGGGGUUUCUUUGUUAUUGUACAGUUUUCAGAGCACAAAAUGAAUGUGUCAUAUUUCUAAU
Molecule: messenger RNA, 5264 nt
Organism: Danio aesculapii
Lineage: Eukaryota; Metazoa; Chordata; Actinopteri; Cypriniformes; Danionidae
Gene: adgrb1a
Product: adhesion G protein-coupled receptor B1a
Exons: 28
Coding region: 52-3906 (1284 amino acids)
Biological process (GO): cell surface receptor signaling pathway; adenylate cyclase-activating G protein-coupled receptor signaling pathway; engulfment of apoptotic cell
Cellular component (GO): membrane; dendrite; postsynaptic density
Molecular function (GO): G protein-coupled receptor activity
Source: RefSeq, a predicted model, not a curated record